ACACCCUAGCUGUGCGGCGCCCUUUGACGACCGUUCGCGCGUCGCCUGGCGGCAGUGUGGCUAUCAUGGCGUCGCCCUUUAGCGGGGUCCUGCAACUCACGGAUCUAGAUGACUUCAUCGGGCCGUCUCAGGACUGCGUCAAGCCCGUGAAGGUGGACGCGAGGCCGGGGCGCGGCGGGGCCAAGAUCCAGGUCGGGGACGACGGCAGCUACUUCCAGGUCCAACAGGGCGGCGGCGCGCGGAGGCUGGAGCGAGCCAGGGUCUCGCUGGACGACUGCCUGGCCUGCAGCGGCUGCGUCACGUCGGCGGAGACCGUGCUCAUCGCGCAGCAGAGCCACGAGGAGCUGCGGAAGGUUCUGGACGCCAACCAGACGGCGGCGCCCGCGAGGCGCAGGCUGGUGGUGGUGUCGCUGUCGCCGCAGUCCACAGCGUCGCUGGCCGCCCGGCUCCAGCUGCCCGCCGCCGACACGGCCAAGAGGCUCGCCUCGUUCUUCCGGAGCAUAGGCGUGCACUACGUCUUCGACGCGGCCUUCUCCAGGAGCUUUAGCCUCCUGGAGAGCCAGCGCGAGUUUGUGGAGCGGUUCCGAAGCCAGGCGCUGCCCGUGCUCACUUCCGCCUGCCCAGGCUGGAUCUGCUACGCCGAGAAGACGCACGGCAGCUUCCUGCUCCCCUACAUCAGCACCGCCCGCUCGCCGCAGCAGGUCAUGGGCUCCCUGGUCAAGGACUUCUUCGCCCAGCAGCAGCACGUGACCCCCGACAAGAUCUACCACGUCGCCGUGAUGCCCUGCUACGACAAGAAGCUGGAGGCGUCCAGGCCCGACUUCUUCAACCAGGAGCACCAGACCCGCGAGGUGGACUGCGUGCUCACCACCGGAGAGGUCUUCAAGCUGCUGGAGGAAGAGGGGGUCUCGCUGUUGGAGCUGGAGCCCACCCCUCUGGACAGCCCGUCCAGCAGCUGCUCCGCCCAGGAGCCCACCAGCCACCGGGGUGGGGGCUCGGGGGGCUACCUGGAGCACGUGUUCCGGCACGCGGCCCGGGAGCUCUUCGGGAUCCAGGACGCUGAGGUCACUUACAGACCCCUGAGGAACAAGGACUUCCAGGAGGUGACCCUGGAGCGGGAGGGCCAGGUGCUGCUGCGCUUCGCCUUGGCCUACGGCUUCCGCAACAUCCAGAACGUGGUGCAGAAGCUCAGGCGGGGCCGCUGCCCCUACCACUACGUGGAGGUCAUGGCCUGCCCCUCAGGCUGCCUGAAUGGCGGAGGGCAGCUGCGGGCCCUGGACGGCCCCGGCCGGGAGCUGCUGCAGCAGGUGGAGCGGCGGUACGGCGAGCUGGGGGCGCAGGCGCCCGAGGACGUGCCCGGCGUGCGGCUCCUGUACGCGCAGUGGCUGCAGGGCCAGGGCUCGGAGCGGGCCGGCCGCCUGCUGCACACACAGUACCACGCCGUGGAGAAGGCCGGCUCCGGCCUCAGCAUCAGGUGGUAGGAGACGCCCGCCCGCCACCGGGACCUCCAGGCCCGCCCCCAGCGCGAGCCGCGGCGACGGCAGAGGCCCCGGCCUCUGCGGGGGCGUGACAGGCCGAAGGGGAGGCCGGAGCUGGCCCGGACCAGGGCCCACACGCGCCGGGGCGGGCCUGGGGUGCUGAGGCAGAACCGAGUGGGUUCCCCACCCCCGUUGUGGCGCGUGCAGGGGGCGGUGGCAGUUGGCAGAGGGGAGCUGAGGGCCGCGGGUAACCAAGGGUCCCCUCCCAGACCACGUGCUCCUCACCGCCGGCACAGCCGGAGCCGUACCCGGGCCUCCUGAAGGCCCGUGCAGCCCCCUGGGCCGUCCGGACACCCUGGGCCGGAAGCACCCACUCACCAGCUGGACAGGGCCUCAGAGGAGGGCUCCGAGUCGGCCUGACCAUCACGGGAGGGGUCGUGGAAGCUGGUCCCUGAGCUCUGCCUCCCCCACCCCACAUGGUGCCCCAGACCUAGCCAGGGCUGGCCUGGCCUGUCUCCCAGGGAGUCAGUGACCGCCCGAGGCUGAGGGGCGCUGGCUGGAAGGCCCCAUCGAUGCUCCGGCGGGGUGGGCACUGUGGCUUAGCAGGUAAAGCCGCCACCUGAGGUGCUGGCUGGAGACUCUCUGCUGUGGCCUGGGAAGCAGUGGAAGAUGGCCCAAGUCCUCGGGUCCCUGUACUGGCAUAGGAGACCCCGAGGAGGCUCCUGGCUUCAGAUCUGCCGAGCUCCAGCCGUGGCAGCCAUCGGGAGUGAACCAGUGGGCGGAGACCUGUUUGUGCCUCUGUAACUGCCUUUCAAAUAAAUAAACCUCAAAACAAACCAAA
Oryctolagus cuniculus (rabbit) is the source of this 2319-nucleotide messenger RNA. It is a transcript of the gene CIAO3, whose product is annotated as cytosolic iron-sulfur assembly component 3. Lineage: Eukaryota; Metazoa; Chordata; Mammalia; Lagomorpha; Leporidae. The record is from RefSeq and is a predicted model, not a curated record.